Molecule: messenger RNA, 1527 nt
Organism: Aspergillus terreus NIH2624
Lineage: Eukaryota; Fungi; Ascomycota; Eurotiomycetes; Eurotiales; Aspergillaceae
Product: MFS transporter
Exons: 5
Coding region: 1-1527 (508 amino acids)
Biological process (GO): nitrate transmembrane transport; nitrite transport
Cellular component (GO): membrane
Molecular function (GO): nitrate transmembrane transporter activity; nitrite transmembrane transporter activity
Source: RefSeq, a predicted model, not a curated record
AUGGAGUCGAUCAAACUACUCUUUCUCUCACCAGAGAUCAACCCCAGCAACCGCAAGGCCAAGUCAAUCCCAGUUCUCAACCCUUUCGACCAAUAUGGACGUGUCUUCUUCUUCUCAUGGCUGGGCUUCCUGGUGGCAUUCCUGUCGUGGUAUGCCUUUCCACCACUGUUGACGGUCACAAUCUCGAAAGACCUCCACAUGACACAGAACGAUAUUGCAAACUCCAACAUCGUUGCCCUCCUUGCAACCUUCCUCGUGAGAUUCGUGGCUGGACCACUCUGUGACCGGUUCGGUCCACGUUAUGUGUUCAUUGGACUUCUCCUCGCCGGCUCUAUCCCAACAGCGAUGGCCGGCCUCGUCACGAACUCCCGAGGCCUGAUUGCCCUGCGAUUCUUUGUCGGCGUUCUGGGCGGCACCUUCGUCCCCUGCCAGGUUUGGUGCACCGGCUUCUUUGACAAGAAGAUUGUGGGAACUGCCAACUCCCUCGCUGCAGGAUGGGGAAACGCAGGCGGCGGUAUCACAUACUUUGUCAUGCCCGCCAUUUUCGACUCCCUCGUUCAUGCUCAGGGCCUCCCUGCUCACAAGGCCUGGAGAGUUGCCUACGUCGUCCCAUUCAUCAUCAUCGUCGCGCUCGCUUUGGGCAUGCUGUUCACCUGCGAAGACACCCCAACCGGCAAGUGGUCGGAGCGUCAUCUCUGGGCGUCCGAGAAUGACGGUUCGGAUCCCAACAUCGUCGACCUCACCUCGGGCCGGACCUCCGUGAGACCCUCCGUGGCGCCGUCGCUCACCAACAUCGCCGUCGACGUCGAGAAGAAAGGCACUGACACGCCCGUGUCGACCGCCCUCGACCGCGAGCCGCAAAUGCUCGGUCAGAUGGACGCCCUCCGCACCGAAACCGUCGUCGCCCCCUCGUUCAAGGAGGCGCUCAGGGUGAUCUUCAACCUGCACACUGCGGCCGUCGCCCUCCCCUACGCCUGCUCCUUCGGCGCCGAGCUCUCCAUUAACUCCAUCCUGGGCAAGUACUACGCCGACAACUUCCCCCACAUGGGGCAGACCAAGUCGGGCCAGUGGGCCGCCAUGUUCGGUCUCCUCAACGUCAUUUUCCGCCCCGCCGGCGGCUUCAUCGCCGAUCUUCUCUACCGCCACACCGACUCCGUCUGGUCCAAGAAGAUCUUUCUGUCGUUCCUCGGCGUCGUCAUGGGCGCCUUCCAGGUGGCCAUGGGCCUGACGAACCCCAAGACCGAGGCCACCAUGUUCGGCCUCACCGCCGGCAUGGCCUUCUUCCUCGAGGCCGCCAAUGGUGCCAACUUUGCCGUCGUCCCUCACGUCUACCCCUUUGCCAAUGGUAUCGUUUCUGGUGCUGUUGGCGGCAUGGGCAACUUCGGUGGAAUCAUCGGUGCCAUCAUCUUCCGCUACAACGGCCAUGACUACGCCCGCAGUCUCUGGAUCAUCGGCGUGCUCUGCAUCGCGACUAAUCUGCUCGUGGCCUGGAUCCGUCCGGUCCCCAGGGAGCAGAUGGUUCGGUAG